GGUCUAAUCAUGGGUGUGUUCUUCUGGGGCUAUGCACUCACGCAGUAUCUGGCUGGCUAUCUGAGUGAUCGACUGGGGGGCGAAGUGGUGAUCUGUCUUUCAUCUUCAAUCUGGUCACUGACAACAAUCGCUACCUUACUUUGUGGUUCACUCGGUUCCUAUCUGGUCACCGCCGCGAAUUGGCGCACCCCGUUUGCCAGUAUCGGUUUGAUGUUCGUCACAUGGUCUUUGCUGACCUAUUUGUUCAUGGUUCGACCCAGACGACGGAAACGAUCUGCUUGGCACUCGAGUUCGCCUGUCACUUUUCGCAUUCCGUCCGCCACAUCCAUGUACUUAGCUGUCCCUGAUUCAGACAACUCAGAAACCGAGUUGCGGGAAUCCAAAGUAUUCAACACCACCACCAGCAGCGUCAUCACGAAAGAGAAAACACAGCUUGUGGAAAAAAAUUUGUCAAUUGAAAUGGAACGUCCUAUCCCAGUCGGAAAACCGAUGGACUGGGACAAACUGUUGCGUCAUCCACCGUUCUGGUAA
Molecule: messenger RNA, 531 nt
Organism: Echinostoma caproni
Lineage: Eukaryota; Metazoa; Platyhelminthes; Trematoda; Plagiorchiida; Echinostomatidae
Source: the annotation of a GenBank genome assembly